AUGUCAUCCUGGACACACAACAGGCCCAGCGUAGCCACUGGAAGCGAGUUCUGUAUUCUACGACAGAUGGCAAGGGGUACCUACUUCUCUACACCCGAAGUCCUCACGUUCGCCCAAGGCUCCCGGCCCCGCCCCCCGGAGGUAACCUCAGCAGCCAUCAACUUCAGGGGCAUCUGGGCUAGACCAUCAGCCACCGAUCUCCUCCGCAUGGGCCUCAAGCCAAACGACCUCAAGAUCAUCGCGGUUCGGGUUCUGGAGGGCUCCGCCCGAACCUGGAUGCAGCCACAAAUCGACGGCACCCUCUUCCGUGGACAACCGCACAGCUUCACCUCUCCAACCAAGUCACCCGAUUUCUCGACCACAACAAGUAUCCUGAGCACGCAAGCUCGCCAGUUUUCGCUCCCUGCCCCCGGGAGGGAAGCAGCGUUGGUUCCGGCAGUGCAGGCUUACCUGGACAGGGCGAGGAGGUGCCUACACUAUGAGGACGUCUACCUCGACACCAAAGCGAGACAGCGUGUCUUCUGGGCUCGACGGCUCCAUGAGUCUACCGAUGGCAGGGCUCUGCGAGAGGCUAGACGUGUUCCCUUCGUGCACUCGUGGCCCACGGAUGGGAGUCGACUGAUGACUGGUGCCUCUUUCCUGGACGCUGUUAGGAUCCGUGCCAAUGCCCUGCCCACCCAUGCGCGGAUGUCACGAGGGCAGCCGCACCGGGAGCGUGCCUGCCGGGCGGGCUGCCUGACCGAGGAAACUAGGGUCCCUAUGUCUGGGACGCUGGCUCACGUCACCCAAAGCUGUCCACGGACGCACGGGGCCCGCAUGCGUCGCCACGACGCCAUUGUCAGCCUCGUGGGCAAUAGGCUCCAACAACAAGGCUGGUCGGUACUGAGGGGGCCAGUCUCCAACACGAUUGCUGGUCGGAGGAAGCCUGACCUCGUGAUCAACAGCGGCGACGACUCGGUGCUCUUGGAUGUCCAGGUGGUGUCCCGUUCGGCUGCUUUGAGGGAUGCCCACCUGCGGAAGGUCACCUACUACUCUACGAGGGAGGUGUUGAGUGCGGUGCGGGGGGAUGGAACGUCGGUGCCCCAGGUUACGUCUGUGACUUUGACUGAUAGACGUGGAGCUGUUGCCUGGGGUCGGAUGGUGUGCGGAGGCUGA
Molecule: messenger RNA, 1155 nt
Organism: Ornithodoros turicata
Lineage: Eukaryota; Metazoa; Arthropoda; Arachnida; Ixodida; Argasidae
Exons: 5
Coding region: 1-1155 (384 amino acids)
Source: RefSeq, a predicted model, not a curated record